AUGUCGCUGGCGAACAUGUCGAAAGCAUUGAAAUGUGCCAACAAUGAUGACACGUGUAUGAUCAAGUAUGAGGAAGGCGACAGCGACAGUAUUACGUUCACAUUCGCUGACACAAAGAGGGACAAAACGCAGGACGUCACAGUUAAAAUGAUGGAUAUCGACAGCGAGCAUCUGGGUAUUCCCGAGCAAGACUAUGCUGUUGUGUGCGAAAUGCCUGCCUCGGAAUUCCAGAAGACGUGCAAAGAUUUGACCAUGUUCACUGAUACACUCAACGUUACAGCCACCAAGGCUGGUAUUGUAUUCUCUGGAAAGGGUGAUAAUGGUCAGUCGGUGAUCACCUAUUCACCGAAUAGCAGCGCUGACAGCGAAGAUGAUGCUGUAACGCUGGAGGUGACAGAUCCUGUCAAUGUGAACUUCUCAAUCAAAUACAUGAACCAGUUCACGAAAGCUUCCUCACUGUCCAAGCCGUGUGCGUAUAUCACUGAGCAACGACGUACCCAUAGUUGUUGA
Molecule: messenger RNA, 510 nt
Organism: Cooperia oncophora
Lineage: Eukaryota; Metazoa; Nematoda; Chromadorea; Rhabditida; Trichostrongylidae
Source: the annotation of a GenBank genome assembly